AUGGCGGCGUCCAAUGGCACAACUGGGGAUGUUUCAUUCAUUUAUCAGCAAAUCUUCAAGGUAGACAUGGAUGCUGGGCCCAGGACUAAAAUUUCAGUGAUUCUGUUAAUAUCCCUGUUCUUCUUUUUGGUAAACUGUGUGAUGCUCUUUGCUCUAGGAAGCAAGCGCGUAUUCCAUGAGACGCCGCGCUACAUUCUUUUUGGCCACAUGCUUGUGAAUGACUCUGUGCUUUUGCUGCUCACAACUACCAUGUACACAAUGGGAACAUUUUACAUUCAAGUAACCAGAACCGUCUGCACUCUGUUAGUUUUUAUCUCCUACUGCUCUUUCCGUAACGCUCCUCUGACUCUCGCACUGAUGUCGCUGGAGCGGUAUGUGGCAAUCUGCUUCCCUCUGAGACACUGCAACAUCGCCACACCAAAAAGGACUGGAAUCGCCAUAGGAAUCAUCUGGUUCCUUAGUUCUAUAAAUAUUAUAAUAGACAUUAUUUUUGUUUUAAUUGUCAACCCCAGUUUGUUUGUAGAUGUUUUAUUUUGCACACAAGAGAAAUUGUUUUUAUUCAAAUGGCAGCUGGAUAAAACUCAAGGGUUUGAUGUUCUUUAUUUUGUGUCGGUUGCAGUGAUCAUCAUUUUCACAUACAUUAGCAUUAUGAUCACUGCUCGGUCUGUUUCCUCUGAUAAAGAUUCAGCUAAAAAAGCCCUCAGAACGGUGCUGUUGCACUUGAUUCAGCUGGGACUGUGUCUCACCUCUUUCCUCUAUGCCACGAUAAACAAAGCACUAUACAUGGUGACUGACAGCUCUUCUCUCUUCAUAAAUCUCAGAUAUCUAAAUUUUCUUAUUGUUCUUAUGCUGCCACGUUGCUUGAGUCCUCUGAUCUAUGGUAUGAGAGAUGAAGCCGUGUGGCCAUUGUUCAAAUAUUAUUUCUGCUAUCGUUCAGGCAAAGUAAGGCCCUCUGUUAAUGUACAUUAACUGUAUGUUACAAAAGAUGAUUGGAAAAAAGUUAACGUGCAAUAAUAAUUUUAGUUUAC
Rhinichthys klamathensis goyatoka is the source of this 1028-nucleotide messenger RNA. Its product is annotated as odorant receptor 131-2-like. Gene Ontology annotation, cellular component: membrane. NCBI's taxonomy places the organism in Eukaryota, Metazoa, Chordata, Actinopteri, Cypriniformes, Leuciscidae. Gene Ontology annotation, molecular function: G protein-coupled receptor activity. The record is from RefSeq and is a predicted model, not a curated record. Bases 1 to 969 code for a protein of 322 amino acids. The transcript has a single exon. Gene Ontology annotation, biological process: G protein-coupled receptor signaling pathway.